AUAUCCUUGAUUCCUCUUCCUUCGAUUUCCCUCUUGCUUUGUUUGCAAUACUCUAACACAGGGGCACGGCCUUGGAUACCAAGGACUGCAGAUCUGGUCCUGGGUGUCGUUUUAAUCUCCUUGCUAUUGGUGGUUGUGUGGGUGUGUGAUCCGAAUGGCAGAGGAAGAACUUGGAUCUAUGCUUAAUCGGGUCUAUCUCACAGAAGAUGAGGACGGUAUCCUUCCUUUGCAUUCGCUCCGGAAACCUGAUGAACCCAAGUCAGAGCAAAUUGGACUCAUAAUUGGGAACUCUUUGGGGAAGGUUUUGGAAUUUGAUGACAGUUUUCACAAGGCAAUUAGAGUUCGAAUUAAUUUGGAUGUGAAUCAUCCUUUAAGAAGAUUUAAAACUUCUCAGAUCUCGAUUACAAAACGCAAGAAACUUCGAAUCAAAUACGAACGGCUUCCAGAAUUUUGUUUUGUCUGUGGCUGCUUAGGACACCUUGAUCAUAGCUGUGAAAUUACCAAUAGUAUGAAAGAUGGUGGAGGUAAAAUUGUUUGUCGAUAUGGAUCGUGGUUAAAGGUUGAAUUAGAACACUCAAGGUGCCCAGAUGAUCUUGAUCUAUUAGAUGAAACCUUUAUUGUAGAGGGACACAAUGAUAAUGUUGCUGGAGAUCUCGAGGCAAACGCAAGCCAAAUGGCAGGGCACCAUGCUAAUGGUGUGGGAGAAAUUGCGGAUGAAACAGCUCAACCCCUUACUUCUAUUAUAAGAGAAAUGGCUUUGACAGGAAAUAUGGAACAUACUGAUGGCUUGCCAGGUUUGAUGCAGGACCAAUUAGUGGAGAUACCUUUGGCCUUGGGUUUUGAUGGUAUUGAACAGUUAACAAGGAAAGGAAAUGGUGCAAAAGGAGGUAGGGGCAAAUGGAAACGAACAGGGCGUGAAGGAGGGUCAUUGGUGCAUAUGGAAAACCUUAAUCCAAGAAAAAGAAAGGGUAGUACAACAAGCUUGGGGGAACAAAGGGCAACUAAUGAUGGGAAUCAAGAUGACCCCACAUAUACCACGUCAAGAGAUCCAUUACACAUUCCAGGAGGUCUAGUCAUGAGAGCUAGAGCUAGAAAGAUGCAAGAAGCUUUGAAUGGCCUUAUUGAGUAGAUCUGGGUUGAUAACAACAUGCAACAAGUAAAUUAAAGCUUGGCUGAUUAUCAAGGCAUGGUAAACAUCAUUUCAGAUUCAAGAGAAGCUUAAUUGAGGUCAUUUAUGCUAAACUACACAGUUUCUGUCAAAAUCCCGCAAUUCUGUCGCAAUUUGUAACAAACUAAUAUUUCAUGUUACUUUAGGUUACUUUAGAACGCCACAAGAAUAAUCUUGAUAAAUUCUGUAAAGUUCU
Messenger RNA from Rubroshorea leprosula, 1364 nucleotides. The record is from the annotation of a GenBank genome assembly. NCBI's taxonomy places the organism in Eukaryota, Viridiplantae, Streptophyta, Magnoliopsida, Malvales, Dipterocarpaceae.